GAGAGUUUGCCCAGCAAAGACGCAAAGCAAGCUACGGCUUCACAGAGCUAGAGCUUAUCUCGUGAGGCUUUUACCCAAUUCCCUCUUCCUUUUUAUCCUCCUCCUACCACCAUUCUUCAUUACACUUCUCCGAAAACACCUACUCCACCAGUCCACCUCUUAUUCAUAAAUUCCCCAUUCUAAUUUUCCGGGAGCUAGUCUUUUUCUGCUUAAUUUAUUUGCUUGUUCAGAAAGUAUGAGUAAUACAAUGAUGCCCAGGGUGAAAGUCAUGGUUUAUUUGGUCUAUGACAGGGGUUAGCGCCCAGCCGAUCGAUCUGAUCCUUGAAUUAAGCCUUUACUCUAUUCAUAAUAAAAGUAUGAAGGGUGGUGUUGUGUGUGGUUUCUGAGCCUAACUUCCAUAUACAUCUUCUUCUUUUUUUCUUUUCUUUUUUUGUAGUGAUUAUUCAUUGUAAGUAAUGAAGGAGAAAGGUAAGAAGGGCUUGAUCACCAAAACAUGGGAGCGAUGCAAAUCCAUCGGCCGCAAGAGUAGUAGUACUAGCAAUAGUACUACUUCCUCUGCGGCCGUGCCUGCUCUUACAAAGAAGAGCAAAUCCUGUCCUCACAUCGACCUCUACACGAUGGAUGAUGAUCAUCGUCGUCAUCACCGCCGCCAGGUGGCACCAGAAGGCUGUUUCUCUGUCUACGUGGGACCUGAAAAGCAAAGGUUUGUGGUGAAAACCGAGUACGCAAACCAUCCUCUCUUCAAGUUGCUGCUUGAAGAAGCCGAGUCCGAAUUCGGUUACCAUAGUAAAGGUCCUCUCGUGCUUCCUUGUGACGUUGAAGUUUUCUACAAGGUGCUGCUGGAAAUGGAGGAUUGCGGUGGUGAUGAUCAGAAGAUUUCUCGAGGUUGCGGAUUUGCUAAGCGUUAUGGGUCUUAUCAUCUUCUCAGCCCGUCUCGUAUGGUUGCCAUUAAUCAGUUCUAGCUAAUUGUGUAUAUAUAGUCUAUGAAUCUGUCAUCAUGUGUAUGUAUGCUCAAGCUUGGGUUGAUUAUAUGUAUUUGUUUGGUUUAUGUACAUGAUUUGUGGGAUUUAAGUUGUCUUUAGUCCUGCAAUAGCCUUGUUAAAUUAGGAUGGGAUAAUGGGAGAGGAUAAACACUAGGCAGGACAUACUUUGUAUUAUUAUAGCUCUUAAUUAUAGUUAAUUGAAUGUUUGUUUUCUUUUGUAA
This is a messenger RNA of Rosa rugosa (rugosa rose), 1204 nucleotides long. Its product is annotated as auxin-responsive protein SAUR71-like. Gene Ontology annotation, biological process: response to auxin. The transcript has a single exon. The record is from RefSeq and is a predicted model, not a curated record. NCBI's taxonomy places the organism in Eukaryota, Viridiplantae, Streptophyta, Magnoliopsida, Rosales, Rosaceae. Bases 456 to 962 code for a protein of 168 amino acids.